GAAAACUUAGGAUGUCCUCUCUUAUCUCUCUAUAAAUGAACCCACUCUUAACAAAUUCUUCAAUCCGUCUUUUAGGUUUUCCACAUAUUAAUUUUCUCCCAAUCUCUCUCUCUCAAAAAAACACAGCAAACAAUGGAGAAUGAAACGAGUGACCGCAAACAGAGACAACUAAUCUCGUCUUUCAUCAAUAUAACCGCAGGUCAGCCUGAGGAAAUCGCAAUCCACUUCCUUGAGGCAACAAGGUGGAAACUGGAUGAUGCCAUUAACCUCUUUCUCAUCUCUUAUUAUCAAUCUCCGUGUUGUCACGAUGCUCUCAUGUGUCCAACUUCGGUCGCAGUAUGUCCUGAAGAUGUCUGGGACGACUCGACACCAGAAGAACCGUCAGAUUCUAGGUUAUCUUCCUUGUACCGUCCUCCUCUGGAUCUGCUUUUCAACGGUUCCUUUGAAGAAGCGAAAGCAACUUCCUCUAGAGAGGAUCUAUGGCUGCUUGUCAACCUCCAAUCAACGAUAGAGUUUGCUUCCCACACUCUUAACCGAGAUGUAUGGUCAAACGACGCCGUGUCUCAAGCGAUCAGGUCCGGCUUCGUCUUGUGGCAGGUCUACGAUGAUACCGAGGAAGGGCAUAAAAUAUCAACUUUUUACAAGAUCGACUCUUCUCCUCCCGUGAUUCUCCUCAUCGAUCCCAUCACUGGCCAGAAGAUGCGUACAUGGAGCGGUAUGAUUGAAGCUCAUGAUUUUCUCGAGGAUUUGAUGAAGUACAGGGAUGUUGGUCCUCACGAACAUGUUGCAUCUCUGACAAGCAACAAACGUAUCAAAACAGAGAAGAUUUGGUUUGUAAGCAGCCAGGCUUACGACGACCAUCAUGACAUGUCUACGUUUUGGGACGACGAUCGCGUUGUGACGACUCCUCCUUCUUGGGGUAUAGAAUUUGAAGAGACUUGUCUGUCAAGCGAUGACAUGUUUGAGUUCCCGGUUCUGACAGAAGAGCCAAAAGGAGACUGUGAUCGAAGCCUUUUAUGCAGUUUGUGCAUUCGAUUUCCAGAUGGGAGAAGAAUGCAGAGGAAGUUUCUCAAGAGCGAACCGAUUCAGCUUCUCUGGUCUUUCUGUUAUUCUCACAUGGAGGAAUCAGAGAAAAGGGCGUUCAAGCUUGUGCAGGCUAUUCCCGGUGCUACUAAGACUCUAGAUUAUGGAGCUAAAGCCACGUUUGAUCAAUCUGGGAUUGAUAACUCGAUGGUCUCGGUUACUUGGGAGUGAAGAUUUCAACCUGUUGUUUGCUUCUUUAUAUCUUCUCUUUGAAGUAUUUUGAUUAUGGAAGUAAUUAACCCUUGCAUUCUUGUUUGUAAUUCUAAAAACUUAUGCUUUGUUCAUCAGUUUCGAAUAUUAAGUUCAAUUUUACAUUUCUCACAAGUUACUUAAUGUUCUUUAGAUUUUAUUUUUUAAAUAGUAACGAGUCCAAUGAUAGAUUAAACAAAGGAUAUAAAUUCGUAAAUUAUAUGAAGCAACUUCUGAUGUUCUAUCAAUUUAAUUAUAUUGUUGCUAUUUUUAACUAGCAAGCUGACCAUGUUCCUUUUCAUCAUCGCCUUCUCGAGUAUUAGCAGUGGCAAGCCCUGAUUCGAUGCAACCUGCUUCUGCAGUUUUCCGUGAUUGUAGACCAUAUUUUUCCAGCAUUUCACUUCCGUUCCACUUCAAUUUCUCAGGUGAAUGAAGACCAAGUUUCUGGACGAUAUUUUGACCAACUAUGUCAGGGAUGUUAUCCCAAAAAUUACCAUCUCACUGAAAGCUGCCAUUUUCAUUUUCACCCUCCAGUUCAUUGCUAUGGCCAUCACCAUUACCAUCUUUGUCUUUUGCUAAGCUUUCCUGAAUUACGAAUUACUCUGAUCAGUACUGCGAUUUUGAUCGGAUGAAAUCCUCUGAACUAGCCCCCCAUCAGAAAACAUAUCCUUUAGAGUCCUCUGUAGUAUUGUUUAGAAGUUCAAUAUUCUUGAGGGGGGCAUCACGGAGUGAUUUUAACUGUCCAAAAGCAUACUCUACAAAUUGACGUCCUGGCACAGCUUCAGAGUCAACAAGAUUUUUCAAAACUGAUUCGACUGCUUCAGAGUCAACAAAGUUUUUCAGAACUGACUUAAUUUCUGAAAAAGCUUUGACAGAAUAAACUGACCUCCAGUUGAACUUUCCCACCACCACCAAUUCCAUCUAGUUCUACUAGGACCUCGUGCAAGUU
Camelina sativa (false flax) is the source of this 2221-nucleotide messenger RNA. Lineage: Eukaryota; Viridiplantae; Streptophyta; Magnoliopsida; Brassicales; Brassicaceae. The record is from RefSeq and is a predicted model, not a curated record.